AUGUCGAUUCCUGUUAUCGAUGCCUCUGCACUCUCUUCGAUCUCGUCUAGCUCUCCAGAGGCGAUAGCGACGUCCAAUGAGAUAUUCGCUGCAGCAUCAGAAUGGGGAUUCUUCCAACUCAUCAAUACCCCUGUUACCGAUGAGUUGCAGGCCAAACUCCUCAAAUGCGCAGAGAUAUUCUUUGCACUUGAUUUAGAAGACAAGCUCGUAUUGGACGUCCGUAAUGGGGGCACCGCCUGGCGUGGUUACAUGCCGCUUGGAGGCGAGGGGACUCAUGGUCGAACUGACCACAAAGAAGGGAUAUACUUCGGUCCCGAACACCCUGAUGAUCAUCCACUGCUGGGGAUGCCCUUGCACGGAAAGAAUCAGUUCCCCAGUCAGGACCAGGUGCCCGAAAUGCGUGAAACUGUGCUUGAAUAUAUUGCCCAAGUCACGCUGCUCGGCACCCUCGUCGUCAACGCUUUGUCAGUUGCGUUGGGACUGGGUCCAGAGACUCUUGAGAACAAGUGGCUCAAACCCGAGCCUGUGGCGCUGUUUAGAUGCUUUAAAUAUGCGGCGGUUGAGAAUGCGGGACCGCAAGUGUUUGGAAUUGGUGAACAUAGUGACUUCGGACUACUCACUAUCCUGAAGCAGGCAUCUGCGGGUUUACAGGUCAAAUCUCCGGCAGGAAUUUGGUGCGACGUACCCGUUAUUCCAAACGCGUUUGUUGUGAAUGUAGGGGACAUGCUCGACCAGCUCACUGGCGGGCGACUGCCAUCUCGAUAUCAUCGUGUUCUUCCACCAUCGCCCGACGCAGGCCCACGCUUCUCCUUCCCAUUCUUCUUCGAUUUCUCUUGGUCGGCGUCUAUGGUGCCCCUCGACCUCCCAGCCAUUUCAGCAGAGGAGCGGGCCGCGGCAGAGGCACGUUGGCGCUCAGGAACUUUCACGCGUGUCGAAGGCCAGUGGUGGCAGUACCUCGCUAAGAAAGUCAAGAAAGUAUUUCCAGACCUAGCGUUGCCUGAGUUUGAGGCCAAUUCUGCUCCGUCGACGCGUUUUACGCGUCCUAUCCCCACGGCAAAAGUUGUCGCAUGA
This is a messenger RNA of Mycena indigotica, 1071 nucleotides long. Its product is annotated as 2OG-Fe(II) oxygenase. The record is from RefSeq and is a predicted model, not a curated record. Gene Ontology annotation, molecular function: dioxygenase activity. Lineage: Eukaryota; Fungi; Basidiomycota; Agaricomycetes; Agaricales; Mycenaceae. The coding region runs from base 1 to 1071 and encodes 356 amino acids. The transcript has 3 exons.